AUGGCCCUGCUCGGAGCACUUGCGGCCACCGGCAGUAGACGCCAGGGCUGUGUGCUGCGGGUGGCGGCCGACGCGAUAACGUUCUACUGCGGUGGUGACGUCGUAAGUGGCGGCGGAGACAGUGGUGGCGGUGACGGCGGCAGUGGCGGCGACGGUGCCGCUGAAUAUUACCCGGCCACAGCGGAGUCCAGCCAAUUGUCCGCCACCGGCAACCGAUUUGGCGACUACUUCCGGCGGCCCGUCCGGUCGGUGGCCACCGUCGACGGUGGUUCCGGCGCAGGCGACUACUACUAUGGCACCGAGAACGGUUCGUCAGCGGCCGCCGUCCUGGCCAACGCGACGGCAGGCAUGGAACCGUUCCUGAACGGUUCGUACAAUCACACGCUUGGUGCCGAGGUAGAAGACCUCACCAACUACAUAUUCGUCAUCUCCAUCGGCAUAAUACUGGGUGCGAUGAUUCUGACGACCAUUUGUGGUAACGCGUUGGUGAUUGCAGCAAUUUUGUUGGAGAGGAAUUUACAAAACGUGGCCAACUAUCUCAUUGUUUCGUUAGCGGUCGCCGAUUUAAUGGUAGCAUGUUUAGUCAUGCCCUUAGGAGCUGUUUAUGAGGUAUGUGCUGCAUGA
Macrosiphum euphorbiae (potato aphid) is the source of this 624-nucleotide messenger RNA. The record is from the annotation of a GenBank genome assembly. Lineage: Eukaryota; Metazoa; Arthropoda; Insecta; Hemiptera; Aphididae.